Serendipita indica DSM 11827 is the source of this 1038-nucleotide messenger RNA. The record is from the annotation of a GenBank genome assembly. NCBI's taxonomy places the organism in Eukaryota, Fungi, Basidiomycota, Agaricomycetes, Sebacinales, Serendipitaceae.
AUGGCACAGAAGGUUAUUCUUAUCAUUGGCGGAACUGGAGCACAGGGUAUUCCAACUAUCAAAGAACUACUCAAGCCAGCGGUGGAUGGAUCUAGUCCCUAUGCCAUACGCGUCCUGACGAGAGACCCCGACAACUAUCGCGCUCAAAUGCUCCGGGACCUGGGUUGUGAGCUGGUUCAAGGCUCUGUCAAAGACCUUGGCUCCGUUGCCGUCGCCCUGCAAGGUGUCUAUGGAGCGUUUGUCAACAUCGACGGUUUCACGAUAGGGGAAAAAGAGGAGAUAUAUGCCGGGCUCAGAAUCUAUGAACUAGCCAAACAGCAGGGAGUCAAACAUUACGUCUGGAGCAGCCUUGAUUAUUUCUCAAAGAAAGGAAACUUUGAUCCCAAGUACCGUUGUGGACAUUACGAUGCAAAGGGUCGAAUCGCCGACUUUCUCAAGGCUCAGCCCUCAGCAAAGUCGCCGAGUGAUGGUAUGGUGUGGAGCGUCAUCACCUCUGGCCCAUAUACGGAGAUGCUAUCUGGAGCACUCUUUAUUCCUCGUCUUCAAGAAGAUGGGGCGUUCCUGUGGAGCCACCCUCUUGGAGAAGGCGCAGUGCCCCUUAUCGCACUUUCCGACUUUGGCUACUUUGCUCGCUGGAUCUUCGACCAUCCGGAAGAGAACUCUGGAGUCGAUCUCGAGGUGGCUUCGCACAUGACGACGUGGAAAGAACUCGUGGAGACAUUUGAAAGGGUCACCGGCAAGCGUGGCCGAUACGAAGAUGUCGACUUUGAUUCAUACUUUGGCCGCAUGGGAGGUGGCAAUCAGCCAGUAGCAAAGGAAGCUCCAGAAGGGUUGACGUUUCGUCAAAACUUUACAGGGGCCUUUAAUGGUUGGAAGGACAAUAUCGCCACGAGGGACAUGGAAAAGCUACGCAAGAUUCACCCUGGACUGAGAACACUCGAAGCUUGGAUGAAAGAGACACAGUAUGAUGGAACUCCGACGGGCUUGCUGCUCAAGGGAAUGGAGACGCAAGGUGCCCAUCUUCCAAGAGGUCGCUAA